AUGGCUUUUAGAAUCAGUUUUCUUCGUGUUUUUUGUGCGAAGGGUAGUAGCAAAACCCGAGCUCUUCUUCUUGGUUUUGGAGCGUCUGCCAUAGGAAUUGGUUCCGCGGUUUCCACAAUUUCACUCCUCUCUGCGCGCGAAAAGCCAAAACUUGUGGACACGUCAACGUUUAUGGCUGAACCCCUAACGGCACCGGACAUCUUGGAGAGUAGCGUGGACGACUUUAAGAGCCGCAUGGAAGUCAUGAUCCUCGGUGUACAAGCCGAAAUUUGCAAGAAACUUGCUGCGAUUGAUGGACAGGAAUUCCGUGUGGAUCGAUGGCUGAGAAAUGAAGGUGGCGGCGGGAUAAGCUGUGUUUUGCAAGAUGGUAAGAGUCUUCCUUUUAUGCAUAAAUUUCUUCGUCGCACUGUGGCUUAUUUAUAUAUUUUAAUACAUUUUCCCUCUGUUCUUGUUCGCUGUUAGUUAGACAUUUUGCAUGAGGGCCCAUGGUUGGGGUCGAGGGAGGGGUGAGGAGGGGGGGGUGGGGGUUGGAUAGGCUUCCAUGUGAAAAAAAUGGGUACAAAAAAUGGGUAUUUUAGUUGAGAUAAAGGGGUGUAUGGGGUGAGUGGUGCAAGUGUAACUUAUCUGGUUUGAAAAUAAAGCAAGUGAGAACACUCUAGGCUGGGACGGCCAAUUUUGUCAUUUGAGUGCAUGUAUUAACUUCCUUCUGGAACAAAACUCAUUCCAGAAUGAGAGUUAUUCCACUGUCAUGAAAGUAGCCCUUAACUUGAAACAUUAAGGGGCUCUACAGCUAUGGGAGUCAACCAUAGCCAGUUCCCUACAUAUAAUGAUGGGAACCCUGGUCUGUAUUUUUUUACAGGGAAAGUUUUUGAGAAAGCUGGAGUGAACGUUUCUGUUGUUUAUGGUCACUUAUCUCCACAAGCUGUCCAACAAAUGAAAAGCAGAGGCAACGAUUUAAAAGGAAACAAGUUUCCAUUUUUUGCAGCUGGAAUAAGCUCAGUCAUUCAUCCUCGCAAUCCUUUUGUACCAACCCUCCACUUUAACUAUCGUUACUUUGAGGUCCAGGAAGAAAAUGGAAAGAGACACAGUUGGUUUGGUGGAGGAACUGACCUUACUCCUUAUUAUCUUAAUGAAGAGGUAACAAGAUCACCUUGCUGUUACUAAAUUGUGGGUGAAGUUGUUAUCCUAGUUGAAGAGACAAAUUUUUAAGGCUUGAAUAUUUUUGUGAUCUGGCAGAAAAAUCAAGUUUUAAGUAACUAUCUUCAAAAUGAUGACAAACAUGCUUCUCAGAACUGAGUAUUCAAUUUGUUCUUCAGCUUCCAUAGCCACAUUUUCACAGGUCUGGUUAACUCAUUUGUAACUGAACUGGGCAACCCUCCUACCUGCAGAGAAGAGAGAUCUUUCAAACCACACAUGUACUAGGAUGAGCAUGAUUCAGUUAAGGAGGACAGAGAAAAAAAGCAAAAAGCCAUGUUAAGAGGUAUAGACUUUGCGAGGCUGUGAGACCCUGGUUUCAAAAUUUGAGACUUUGAGAUGCAAAAUUACCCGAAAAUGAGACUUCAAGACCCAUCAAAAAUGCUUCCGAGAUUUUGAGAUAGGGCCAAAAUUUUACGAGACCCAUGUUAUUCGAGGAAUCAUUCUAUACCCGUUCUUUAGCUGAAAUCAGUUGUAAUGUUGUUGCUCCUUUACCCAACUUCUUUUCGUUCCAUCAAAUCCUAAGAUCCUAAACGCUUUGCCUAAAUAAAACCUAGUAAUUGCCCAACAAAUGAAAAAGAAAAAAUGAGGUGAGAAAAGUAAAGAACAGGGGAGGAGAGAAAGUGGAAAGUAAAAGUCAAGACUGCUACAUGUACAUGUAUGUCACUCUUAAACAUGUCUCGAAAUUUUUCUUUCGCGUGCACCUGCCCAAACUUCAGAAGCGGAUAUUUUACAUCUGGAACAGAAGGCUGCGAAGUGCCAACUUGUAAAUGGCUUUGUGGAAAGAUUUAGCUUUUUAUAGCCAGACAGUGACCAGAAAAUGGCUCAACUAGCUUCAAACUGCAUUUUCAGCAAAAUUCUCAGGAUUGAAUGGGUUAACUAAACCUUGAUCGUAAUGAAAAGAAACUUUAGAAUAAGUUUUAUAAAGUUUAUUUGGGAUAAAAUGCAAUGUUAUGCUACAGACAUCUUCAGUUUACAAUAUACACUUGAGUUAAUAACUGAAUUUCUUCCAAACAGCCUCGAGUGGAAAGCACCGGGGUAUUAAAUUUUGUGUUAUAAUUUUUCAUGAUGAUUUUUUUGUGGUUCUUUGUUGGUGGAAUCUUUUGAUCUGGCAAAAGUCAUGAAACACUACUGUAUGUAGCAUCAAAAUAACUUCAAUGAAGUAUUUAGUGCUGUUGGUAUUUUGGCAUUCCAUCGCCCUGCUGGUUUUGUUAACCAAAAAUGACUUAUUUUCAGGAUGCAAAGCAUUUUCAUAAGACUUUGAAAGAGUUCUGUGAUAAACACGACAAGUCAUAUUAUUCCAAGUUCAAGAAAUGGUGUGAUGACUACUUUUUUGUAAAACACAGAGGUAAGUUCUAAGCAAUAACAACCAUGAUAAUGACAUUAAGCGACAUGGCCAAGAAGUAAGAGCACUCGAAUUGUAAUCUGGAGGCCCUGAGAGAGUUCGUACAGGUCAUGGAAAACCUAGCCUGCACCACAGACAAAUCUAAACUCUGGUUAGGUCUGUCUGUAAAACAGUGCCAAAAUCCUUGUUCUUGUGCCUCACCUGUGUACCAGGAUUUGAUUACGUGCCAUGAUUGGCCUGUUAAUAGAAAAGUGAUCGUCCAUUUGCCACUCAGGAUGGAAGAAAAUUCUAAAUGCACUUCCAGUAAUUCAGUGAAUCUGUUGGGGGCCCAGAACAGGGAUCUUGGCACUGCUUCACAGACUUUACUAUAAAAUGGAGGUAAAACCUAGAAAGUCAUGAAAUUUAAGAUUUUCAUUUUCCAUGCCUGGAAAGUCGUGGAAUUUAAUAAUUGUCAGUCAUGGAAAGUCAUGGAAAAUUUAAGUUAUGUUUGGUAGAUUUUAGUCACUGCACUUGUCAAAGCAAGGACAAAGUAAAGUAGAGGCAAGUAGUUGAGUAGAGCAAACUUCAUUCAUUUUGGCAGAAGCCAGAACUUGUGUCUGUUGAACUGAGUUAGGUUAACAAAUCACCAGAAAAAAAGAAUAGUUUUAACUUUUUCGAAAGUGACAGCUUAACCUCGGGUCAUGGAAAACUGCAAAAAUUCAUGGGCAAAAAUCAUGGAAAGUCAUGAAAUUUGAAGAGCUCAAGAGGGUACAAACUCUCCCUGAGUUCAAUCCCCACCUUUACUAGCGUCCCUCACAACCGUUUUAGUCUUGUCACGCAAUACUCCUCCCCAACGAACAAGACAAAAAUGGUUGCAUGGGAGACUACGCCCUAACCGCUAGCUGGGUUUGUUCUCGGUAGCCAACUGGUUUGCCUCGUCUCCUUUCAAGACGACCAAAGUUCCGCUAAGACAUCUGAACUGAUAAAUAGUUUAUCGGGUAACCCCAGAUUAACCACAGAGACUUCUAAAGCAUAGAGAAAACCAUUUGGGACACUUCUGACAUACAGUCGAACCCCAGUUUAUGGACAUCUGCUUAAUAUGGACACCUAAUAUUAUUACAGACAGUUCGCUUUGGCUCUGGGGAAAGAAAGCCCUUACUUUUUAAAUUCCAAAUUCAACGUGCUUUAUAGGGACACCCUGUUAAUACGGACACUUUCUAUGGCCCCCUCAGUGUUUGUAUUAAGGGGGUUUGACUGUAUUUGAAAAAAUUGGAGUGUUGGGUGCCCCUGGUAAACUCGGACGUCAACGUAAAAUCGUUCAAUCUAUAGAGAAGUGGUGGUGUCUCAAAAACAAUAUUUGUGAAAUUAUGGAGCCGUUUAGUACAUCCAUAAAGAACAAGAUGAAAAAUGUUUACAUGCUAGAAGUUUUGAUGGGGGGGAUAUAAGCACCUUUAUGCUCCAAAGACUCCAUAUAAAUCCUUCUAACAUAGGCCUGGGUCUAUUUCUUGAAAGACACGGAAACUUUUCGGACCAGAAGACAAAUUUUAAAAUCAAAACCUGUUGAAUAGUAGCCCCUUUCAUAGGCCACAAACCCAACAAAAUUGCUUCACUUAGUGAUAGUUUCAUUGUAUUAUUUUCAAAGUUAUUGAAACUUUGAUCUUGAAUGCAAACACGACAAACACAAAACAGCUUUCCGGGCCUGAAAAGUUAUCGCAAUUUUCUAGAAAUAGGCCCCUGGCCAGUUUAAGAAGAAUUUGUGUGGAGUCAUCAGACCAUAAUGGUGCUUAUUUGUCCCCACCGAUCUGCACUAACAGGCUGAGUUUUUGCAAGGGGGCUUUUUCAUCUUGUUUUUUCCGAAUAUGCCAACCAAUCCCAAUUUUUGUGACGUCACACUUCUUUUCUCUAUUGCUUUUAACAGUAGCUUACAAUAGCGAAAAAGGGAUCAAUUUAGGUUACUGAGAAACUGCCCACCUACCCCUCCCCUAAGCCAACAUUAUCACUUACUUCUCACUUAGGGCAAAAUGUUGGCUUAGGGGAGGGGUAGGUGGGCAGUUCCCUAGAAACCUAAAUUGUUCGGUAAAAAGAUUGCUAAGACAAUUUCUCGUCUUAUUUACUGUAGGUGAACGUCGUGGUGUUGGUGGCAUAUUUUUUGACGAUCUUGACACACCUUCACAGGAAGCCGCAUUUCAGUUUGUCAAGGCGGGUGCAAAUGCUGUACUACCCUGUUAUGUUCCUAUUGUAGAAAAACACAAAGAUGAUCCUUAUACGGACAAAGAACGACUCUGGCAAUUACUCAGAAGAGGCCGGUGAGUCCGUAGAUGUGGUGUUAGCAACAGAAAUUCCACACUGAUGACGCAUCACUACUCAGACCUGGGUAAUGUUUCUGAUUGGUCGUGCCGCGUGGGAAAUUUGCUUCAGUCAAUCAGAAGCACUGCCCAGAUCUGGGUAGUGACGCGUCAUCAGUAUGGAAUUUUUGCGCUCGUUUCUCAGACGUCAUUUCGUGGGGAAACCAGUUGUGGCGUCGCUAAAUGUCGGCCGCCUUCUCAGCCUACAGCCUGCGAGCAAGUCGGGUUUUCGCGCACGCGAUGGUCACAUGUCUCUCGCCUUCGCCUCAUGACAUUUUACGACGCACAUCAUAGACACAACGUCGGUUAUAGAGAGCGCGAAAAUGGCUGGAAGAUUUUAAACGGGGGGUGACAGCUCUAACAAGGGCUGUUUCGGGAGAAAAACAAAUUUAUUCCGGGAAUCUGGAGAUUUUGCCGGGAAUCGGGAAACCUGGGAAUUUUUUCGGGAAAUUUGAGAUAUUUUCGGGACAUUGAGCAAAGAUUUCAUAUUACAUGUUAUCAAACAAUAUAUAUAUACAGUGAUAUGCAGCCAGUGUAUUCGCUGUAUUCUAUGUAUUUUGACACUAGAAAACGGCUGAACUCCCCAUGAUAUGAAAAGACCAUUCAGCAAUGAUUCCAACUAAAAUAGCACGAAGUUCGAGUGCGAUUGACCACGUGCAAUCCCCAGUGGAUUGACACAAGAACCGUACCGGUGCAAAGCACAUACUAUGAGUUCACACCAGAUCCCAUCAUUCAUUAGUUCAGGGGUAUUUUUACGCUGCAUAUUAACGAGUUUUAAGAGCACAUUCCACCGAUUGCAUACUGGAAAACUUGAAAGAAGUACGUAAGAAGUAUGUCAGAAAAAAAACGAAACUCAUUUAACCUUGUUAAACACAAAUGAGGCCAUAAAAAGUAGUAUGUCUGUGAAGAUUCUUUAAUCAUCCUGAUCUCGUCGGGGUCCUUCCGACUUUGCUCGAAAAUCCCGAAUCCCGAUCAAUAUGCGUUCGGGAUAGGAAAAUUUCAGAUUUCGACAGUUGUUCUGAAAUGUUCAAAUGAAUUCAUACAAUGACACCACACAUAGUAUACUUAGUUGAAAGUGAUAUCCAGAGCAAUUUCAAAAACCGCACAACUUGUAUAAAAUAAAAUUGACUACUUCUACGCGAAUUCACGCCAAUAAAAAUAAGCAUAAAAAGGACAAUUGAUUUAGAGAACAUUUUGGACAGAAUUUGUCCUCUCAGAACGCUAGAAAUGGCGUUUCAGAGCACCAAGAUUUCAUAAUUUUCUGGGGGAGCAUGCCCCCAGACCCCCCUAGUGGUUGGCCCCUUUACUGCUCGCCUUUAUAUACUUCAAAAGUUUGACCUUCUUUCUGUGUUAACAUGAUACCCUCUAAACGAAAAAAUAACUAAUGUUAGAUAAUUAACAAGUUACAUAAUUAACAAGAAGCUGCAAAAAAUCUCUAAUCAAAAUGUUAAUUUUAAUUGUUAAAACAAUUUUGGGAAGUUAAACAUUUAUGGGGAAUGCCACCGAAAAAUUCGGGAGGACAUAAAGUUAUUCAUAGGACUGCCCAAACAGCCUUUGUUAGAGUUGUCACCCCCCGUAUUUUAAGGACUAAGCUAUAAAGAAAUGCUGACUGUAAAAGGCUACAGUCUCUACAGGGAACCACUAAUAGCCACUUGAAGGUUUUUCACUGCUCUUUGGAGAACAUCUACAAGGAAAAAAAUUGUCCGUUCAUAUUUUAAAACCGCUGAUGAAUUUCAGAUGUUUUCAAGAGUUUUUCUGAGGUAAGGAUGUUAUGAUGUUGGAAAUCUGUUGAAUGAAUAAUUUGAAUUCGUCUCGGAGGAUGUUAUCCGCCCCAGCUUUCAGCUUCUGCGUAGCUCAUUGUUCAUAGCAUUCUCGCCUUCAUAUCCCAUAUUAUUGCAUUUUCUUUUCGCAGAUACGUAGAAUUCAACCUUGUGUAUGACCGAGGUACGAAAUUUGGACUCUAUACCCCUGGGGCUCGCAUAGAAAGCAUCUUGAUGUCCCUGCCGUUGGAGGCCCGUUGGGAAUACAUGCAUGCACCCGAGAGCGGGAGCAAAGAAGAGGAAAUUCUGGAGGUUCUACGAAAUCCAAGAGACUGGGUCGAGUAAGGCGGAGUCUUCGGUUGUUCAGCGUGUUUAUCGACAAAUAAGAAAGAAUAAGUCGCGAAGCGAAAAGAAACCAUGCAACGAAAGCUGUUGAAAUAAUUGCGUUUGAAAAAUACGUACAAUAACAUGCAUCACCUCCUCAUGGCGUUAGUAAGACUAGUCGCAAAGUAAGACUAUUUAAAGAACCAGACUGCUGUUAAGCUUGAUAUGAAAAAUACAGCAUACUUAAUUUAAAACGUGAUGUAAAAUAACAUUUUAUUUUUGUAAAGUAGAAGUUCUACAGACAGAAAGAGUGAUUUGUUCAAUAAUCAUAGACCUAAAUCCUGUUCGGUUUUGCCCAGGCCCGCACGAUGGCACAAAACUUAUCUGUGGCACAAAACCUAUCCGAAGUGUAACGCUCCACUUUCGAGAUCGGCGCGGCGCGCGCAACUUUGUUCCGUUACAGAAAUCGCGCCAAAAUCACCCAGUUCUUGUGUGUGAACAGAAGCCCUAUCCAGUAUGCUUUUCGUGCCGACGCGAGAGCCAUACGGUAUAGUUGUGUAGACACAUCCCCCGCCCCCCUGACAUAUCCUCAAACGGACUCAAGAUGGCAUUGAACUUAACGAGUGGACUAACUUUAAUUACGGUGUGGUCGAUUAUGCAUCAGGAAGAAAUGAAGGGCCCAACAGGAGUCUAUUACCCCAGGCUCCUGCC
Porites lobata is the source of this 7658-nucleotide messenger RNA. Lineage: Eukaryota; Metazoa; Cnidaria; Anthozoa; Scleractinia; Poritidae. The record is from the annotation of a GenBank genome assembly.